Neoarthrinium moseri is the source of this 1254-nucleotide messenger RNA. RefSeq lists its product as uncharacterized. NCBI's taxonomy places the organism in Eukaryota, Fungi, Ascomycota, Sordariomycetes, Amphisphaeriales, Apiosporaceae. Gene Ontology annotation, cellular component: peroxisome. Gene Ontology annotation, molecular function: acetyl-CoA C-acyltransferase activity. Gene Ontology annotation, biological process: phenylacetate catabolic process; fatty acid beta-oxidation. The record is from RefSeq and is a predicted model, not a curated record. The transcript has 4 exons. Bases 1 to 1254 code for a protein of 417 amino acids.
AUGGGUGCCGCCGACAGAUUACAACAGAUCUCUUCCCAGAUCGCGGGAUCGAAAUCAGCAAAGGAGAAGCUCCUUAUCAAGAGCCCCGACGAUAUCGUCGUAACGGCAUGUCUCCGAACUGCCUUCACCAAGGGCGGCAAGGGCGGCUUCAAGGACACAGCCGCCGCUGACCUGAUGGCCGGCGCCCUCAAGGGCAUCAUCGAGCGCUCCAAGAUCGACCCCGCCCUGGUUGAGGAUGUCUGCGUUGGCGAGGUCCUGGCCCCCGGCGGUGGCGCCACCGAGAUGCGAGCCGCUGCCCUGGUCGCCGGCUUCCCAGAGUCCACGGCCGUCCGCACCCUGAACCGACAGUGCUCGUCCGGCCUGCAGGCCUGCGUCGAUGUCGCCAACCAGAUCAAGAGCGGCAUGAUCGAGGUCGGCAUCGGUGCCGGCGUUGAGAGCAUGAGCUUGCAGUACGGCCCGUCCGCCGUUACCGAGUUCUCCGAGCUCCUCGAGUCGCACCCCGAGUCGGCCAACUGCAAGGUGCCCAUGGGUGUCCUGUCGGAGCAGAUGGCUGCGGACCGCAACAUCAAGCGCGCAGACCAGGACGCCUUCGCCGCGUCGUCGUACCAGAAGGCCGGCAAGGCCCAGCAGGCCGGUCUCUUCGACGAGGAGAUCCACCCGCUGACGGUCAAGUUCGAGGACCCCAAGUCCGGCGAGACCAAGACCAUCACCGUGUCCAAGGACGACGGCGUGCGGCCCGGCGUCACGGCCGAGUCGCUGGGCAAGAUGAAGGGUGCCUUCGCGCAGGGCGGCUCCAUCCACGCCGGCAACGCGUCGCAGAUCUCGGACGGCGCGGCCGCCGUGCUGAUGAUGAAGCGCAGCACGGCCGAGCGCCUGGGCCAGCAGAUCCUCGGCAAGUACGUGGCCGCCAGCAUCGUCGGCGUCAAGCCGCUGCUCAUGGGCAUCGGGCCCUGGAAGGCCAUCCCCAAGGUGUUUGAGAAGACGGGCAUCACCAAGGACGACGUCGACAUCUUCGAGAUCAACGAGGCCUUUGCCAGCCAGUGCCUGUGGUGCGCCAACGAGCUGGGCCUGCCCCUCGAGAAGAUCAACCCCAAGGGCGGCGCCAUCGCCUUCGGCCACCCGCUCGGCUGCACCGGCGCCCGCCAGGUCAGCACGCUGCUGUACGAGCUGAGGCGGCGCGGCGAGAAGGUCGGCCUGACCAGCAUGUGCGUUGGCACCGGUAUGGGUAUGGCUGCCAUCUGGGUUGCCGAGUAA